Rhinichthys klamathensis goyatoka is the source of this 1464-nucleotide messenger RNA. RefSeq names its product solute carrier family 35 member 2 (gene slc35a2). The record is from RefSeq and is a predicted model, not a curated record. The transcript is spliced from 5 exons. Gene Ontology annotation, cellular component: Golgi membrane. Lineage: Eukaryota; Metazoa; Chordata; Actinopteri; Cypriniformes; Leuciscidae. Gene Ontology annotation, molecular function: UDP-galactose transmembrane transporter activity. The coding region runs from base 201 to 1352 and encodes 383 amino acids. Gene Ontology annotation, biological process: pyrimidine nucleotide-sugar transmembrane transport.
UCGCGAACGGCUACAGGAAGUGAUUGUGUGCUUGGGGACGUCAACACUUUUCCUCGAGCACCUCUGACCAUUCCGACCGCAUUCACCGCAUAUGUGAGCUGUUUCAUGGAGCAGCGGUGGGGAAAUCAUCAUCAAGCUCUGUAAUCAAUACAGAUCGAGCGGAUCGUGUGAGUUUGUGGGCAGAAUUAAGUUCAUGUUCGAUGAAGAUGAUGAUGAUGGCAGCAGCAGGCAAUGAAAGUCCAAACAAAAGCACUGAGGAUAAAACAUCAUCCCGCAGACAGAAUGAAGUGAACAAGAAGUUGAAGUACAUCAGUUUGGCAAUUCUGGUGAUCCAGAAUGCAUCGCUCAUCCUCAGCAUCCGCUACGUGCGGACGUUGCCGGGCGAUCGUUUCUUCACCACAUCAGCCGUAGUGAUGGCAGAAGUUCUUAAAGUCUCCACCUGUCUGGUCAUCAUCGUGAUACAGAAGAGAGGUAAUGUGAAGACCUUCGUAUGGUUGUUGUAUGACUCUAUAUUCAUCCAGUAUUCGGACACACUGAAGUUAGCAGUUCCGUCACUCAUCUACACUUUACAAAACAACCUGCAGUAUGUGGCCAUUUCCAAUUUACCAGCAGCCACUUUCCAGGUCACAUAUCAGCUGAAGAUCUUGACCACAGCAUUGUUUUCAGUGCUCAUGCUGCGGAAGAGUCUGUCUAAAAUCCAGUGGAUCUCACUAGUGCUGCUGUUCGCCGGUGUGGCGAUCGUCCAGGUGGAUCAGGAGAGUGGGAAACAGAAGGAGGCUUUGACCGGCAUCAACCAGAACUACUUCAAGGGCUUGGUGUCCGUGAUCGUCUCGUGCUUGUCCUCCGGGUUUGCCGGCGUUUACUUCGAGAAGAUCUUGAAGGGAAGCUCUGCCUCGGUGUGGAUGAGAAACAUCCAGCUCGGGAUCUUCGGGACUCUUUUGGGUCUCCUCGGCAUGUGGUGGAACGAUGGCGCCGCCAUUGCUGAUAAAGGCUUCCUGUUCGGAUACACUCCCCUUGUGUGGGUCGUCAUUUUCAACCAGGCAUUCGGCGGCCUUCUGGUGGCUGUUGUCGUAAAAUACGCAGACAAUAUUCUCAAAGGCUUCGCCACCUCUUUUUCCAUCAUCGUGUCCACGAUCACGUCCGUCUACCUCUUCGGCUUCCACGUGGACCUGAUAUUCACGCUGGGCGCAGGAUUGGUCAUAGGAGCCGUCUAUAUGUACAGUCUCCCCAAACCAAACACCAGCACUUCCAGCACCAGCACAUCUUCACCCAGCCACAGCAAUGGAAGAGACUCGGAGCUGGAUGCUUUCCUUCCAAAUCCCAAGGCCCCAGGAAAGAAGAAAGGAAAUUGACAAAAACAUGAUACAUGAGAAGAGAUGAUGAGAACACAUUGUGCCUACAGGUCCUACACUCCUGCCCUAUUUUCCAAAGGAAAAGAUGAGGGUUAUGUUUCAAUUGCCUUAU